Megalops cyprinoides (Indo-Pacific tarpon) is the source of this 1742-nucleotide messenger RNA. RefSeq lists its product as uncharacterized. Gene Ontology annotation, molecular function: GTP binding; GTPase activity. The coding region runs from base 147 to 1499 and encodes 450 amino acids. Lineage: Eukaryota; Metazoa; Chordata; Actinopteri; Elopiformes; Megalopidae. The transcript has 12 exons. The record is from RefSeq and is a predicted model, not a curated record.
UUUAAACUCGAACGUUAGCCGGGAGGAGCUAGGGUCUUUUGUCCAGAUUAUCGUAUGCGAUUGCUCCAUUGCAGGAGAGCAGGCAGAUUUUGGUCGAUAUAAAACACUCUCCUUUAGGUUCGGGUGACUUUUGGAUAUACACGGCCAUGUCUGGAAAAAUAAAGAGCAGAAGUGCCGCAAAUGCCGACUCUAUAGCAGGCAGCAUCUCCUGCGACGAGCGCAUCUUGCGAGACUGCCAUCAAAUAUAUAUCGAUAGCGACAGUGGGUUGAUUUCUCUGGCUCAGUCUGUGGGGGUGACUCUCCUACCACCCAGAAAGAAGAUUACUGUCAUGUUAAUGGGAAAUCACUCUGCUGGCAAGAGCUCCUUCAUUAACUGGUAUGUGGAGGAGCACAUCCAGCGCACCGGAGUGGCCAUUGAGACACAAGGCUUCAGUUUUGUCACCAGUGGGCGCAAGAGGGAGUCCCUCACGGGGAAUGCAACUCUACACCUCUACCCUCACUUCAAACCUCUACAGGAAUUCAAAGGACUGUCUGAGUACCUGGGCACAGAAAUCUGCACCUCUCGGCAAAAACGCUUCAGUUUGGUAACCUUUGUGGACACACCCGGACUGGUGGACGGUGAUAUGAUAUACCCCUUUGAUGUGGAUCAGGCAAUACUGUGGCUCGGCAAUCUGUGCGACCUGAUUCUGGUGUUCUUUGACCCUAUGGGGCAAGCACUGUGCAAGCGCACGCUGAACAUUGUGGAAAUGCUGAACGAGUGUCAAGGCGACAAGCUGCGGGUCUACCUGAGCAAGGCGGACGAGGCGGGAAACGAGUCAGACAGACAGAGGGUGAUGAUGCAAAUAGUACAGGAGCUGUGCAAGCGGCCAGGACUCAACAAGUGUGGAUUUGACAUGCCAACUAUCUAUAUUCCCAAUCCUAACAAGCCAAGCCGCUGUGUCAAUCAGAUUGAAGAGGUGUGUAGGACCAUUGAAAAGACCAUCAAUCAGACGGUACAGAACACACUGAACUCUCUGGAGAAAGACUGUGAGCUCAUCAGUGAAGCCGUCGCUGAUAAGCUCAACGCCGACAGGCAGAGCAGUAUAGAUAACCGGAGGGCCAGGUUCAAAGGCUGUCUGCUGGGGCUCCUGGGGUUCUCUGUGCCCUUGCUUCUGCUGGCUUUCCUGGUUCUUGGCAGUCUGUCCAAAGAGAUGCUGGAGAUGUUGCUGGGCGUGGAGGGCAGAGAGGCACUCUCCCUCUACCUGACUCCCGUGGUGAGAGCGAUUGAUUCUCUGAGCAGCCAGAACCAGCUGUACUGCUGCGGGGGACUUGUGCUGCUCUCCUUCAUCCUCCUCAUUCUGGCACGUCUGUCUUUCCGCACUCAGCCUACUCUGUCUAGCAGGCAGAAGAGGCAGCUGCAGGAGAAACUUGAAUAUGUGCAAGAAGUGGUGAAAACUAAGAAGAAGAAGCUCUAUGAAGAAUACUUGCGUCAGAGUGUUGGUGAUCAUGAUAUGGACUGAUCAAAAUGAAGGAUGAAGAGAAGCACAAAAUACUACACAGCACUAGAAUACCACUAUACAUACCUGCACUAUGGAGGACCAAAUAUUUUCCAGGCUUGUGUUUUUCAGGGAUAUGUUUCUGACAAUGCCUUACUCAGACAUCCGUAUCAAGGUGAUUCAGUUUGAUUGUCAAAAAUACUGUUAACUUCCAAAACAGACAUAUUGCUUAUGAAUACGAUUACUGAUCUUUUGUAAAAAAAAAAA